UCUCAUUAUUCAUUUAUUAAAUUUUAUAAAAUAAAUCAAAACAACCCACAACCUAGAAACCUUUCCUUUCCCGUGUGUAAACAAGAAAGAACCUUUCCGUUCCAUUUCAUCAUCGCCGUUCGCCGUUGGUAACCUGCGUUUCCUUUCGUCUCAAGAGCGCCGCCGUUACCGGUGGCAGUAAGCGACCAUCAACCCAGACCAGGAUCAAAGGCUUGUGUGAGUUGAAAGAAGAAGAAGAAGAAGAAGAAAAAAAAAAGGAAACGCAGAAGCAGAGAAAAAUGGAAACACAGAAGAAAAAAAGCCUCCUGUAAGCCACCAUCAACCCACACCUCUCUACCUCUCUGAUUGAGAUAAUUAAAGAUAAUAUCACUGUUCAAAGCUUAAGCAGUGAACAACAGUGAAGGAAACGCAGAAGCAGGGGAAGUAAAAAAAGAAAUCAGCUUCAACAUUGCGGAGAUCGGUACGCCAGAGUGACUUUCAUCAAAAGGUUAACAUGACAUCUGAAGAAAAUAAUGAUGCUAGUGAUUGGCACUUGGAAGCUCUUAAAGAUUAUACUUCUAUAUAUGCAGAUGAACAUGUAAGUUCUUUACCAUUUCAUGAACCACAAUAUGAACUCUUUCCACAAGUCCAUAACAUUGAUGAGUUGGUUCCUUUUGAAGGACAAAUAUUUAACAGUGAUGAUGAUGCUUAUGAUUUUUAUUCUUUAUUUGCACGAAAAAAUGGAUUUUCGAUUAGACGUGAUCAUGUUUAUCGAUCUUGUAUACACGAGUCUGAGCAUAAUCCAAUGGGUGUUUAUAAAAGGGAAUUUGUUUGUCAUCGUGGUGGUAUUGUUAAACAACGCAAAAUUAAUGAAGUGGAAAGUAAAAGGAAACGAAAAUCAUCAAAAUGUAAUUGUAUGGCAAAAAUGUUGGUUGCUAAGAGAACAAUUGAUUUAGAGGAAAAAUGGGUGAUUACAUAUUUCAACAAUUAUCACAAUCAUGAUUUAUUGGAUGACAAAGAGGUUCAAUUUCUUCCUGCUUAUCGUAAUAUCCCAAUUGCUGAUCAAAGUCGUAUUCUGUUGUUGUCGAAAGCUGGUUGCGCUAUAAGUCUUAUAACGAGAGUGCUUGAGUUAGAGAAAGGAAUAGAUACAGGUAGCCUACCAUUUUUAGAUAAAGAUAUUCGAAAUUUUAUUCAAUCCCAAAGUAGUAUUGGUAAAGAAAAUGAUGCUUCUGAUGUUCUCAAAUUAUGCAAAAGUUUGAAAGAUAUUGAUGAUGACUUCAAAUAUGAGUUCACUAUUGAUGAAAAUAACAAAUUGGAGCAUAUUAUUUGGGCAUUUGGUGAUUCAAUUAGAGCAUAUGAAACUUUUGGAGAUGUUGUAGUUUUUGAUACCACAUAUAGAAUAAACCGUUAUGAUAUGCCGCUUGGACUAUGGGUUGGUGUUGAUAAUCAUGGAAAUUCCAUUUUCUUUGGUUGUGUUCUAUUGCGAGAUGAGAAGAUUCCAUCUUUCACAUGGGCUUUAAAGAAUUUCCUUGCUUUUGUCCAAGGAAAAUAUCCAAAAACAAUUCUUACAGACCAAGAUCUCGCACUUAAGGAAGCCAUUGCAAUGGAAUUGCCAAACACAAAACAUGCAUUUUGUAUAUGGCAUAUUGUUUCAAAGUUGUCAAGUUGGUUUUCUUUUGCGUUGGGUUCAAGAUAUAAUGACUUUAAACAAGAGUUUCAUAGGAUUAUGUUGAUAGGAGAUUUUAUGUAG
This is a messenger RNA of Trifolium pratense (red clover), 1729 nucleotides long. RefSeq names its product protein FAR1-RELATED SEQUENCE 11-like. Gene Ontology annotation, biological process: regulation of DNA-templated transcription. The coding region runs from base 494 to 1729 and encodes 411 amino acids. The transcript is spliced from 3 exons. NCBI's taxonomy places the organism in Eukaryota, Viridiplantae, Streptophyta, Magnoliopsida, Fabales, Fabaceae. The record is from RefSeq and is a predicted model, not a curated record.